AUGAGUCUCAAUGAACAGUCGUUUGCACGGGCUCCAGCUGCGAAUGUCGAGGCUCGAUCAGGUAGGGCACCGCAGAUUGGGAUCUACAGGUCGGCAAGUAGCGGACCCAGCUCAACCACCAGCUCGAGUCCUGAACCUGGUCAUCAUGCUCAUGUUCAUGGCCAUGCUAGAGAAUCGGAAUAUGAACUUCGACGAGUCAGUCAUGAAAACGGGUUUCUAUCGUCUUCGUCGUCUUCGUCUGGUUCAGUUCCUGCAGUCGCUUCGGCUCCAAGACUGUCAGCUGCUUCAUCAACUUCUGGUAUCAUUAGAUUAGCAGGUAUCGAUCGAAGUGCUAGUUACUCGAAAACUCCUACCAGAAGAACUCCUCAGCCAGGUGCAACAGACCCGGCUGUCGAGUCUGACACACCCACGAAAAAGAAAGGUCGACGCGGUGGUCUAACUGGUCGUGAACGCGAACGUGACCGUGAACGAGAACGAGACAGAGAUCGCGAUCGUGACAGAGAAAGAGAAAGAGAACGAGAACGAGAUCGCGAAAGAGAACGCGAAAAAGAUAAAAGCAGUCCUCAGAGUCUGAAAGAUAUCGAGACGAGACUGACUCGGCAACUGACAGCCUUCUGUGACAAGGUCAGUCAGCAAAUCAAAGAACAGAACAUCUCGAUUGAACACCUGUCGCGACGAGUGUCUUUGCUAGAAGACAGCCAGCAGAAGAAAGGGCUUGAUCGAGAGUUCAAAGAGAUACUCACUGAACAGGAAAAGCUGUUUGAGAUCUACUCCAAGAACAUUCUCCGGUCGGUGUCGCAGCAAAUCAACAAAACGAGGAGCCCUGAAAACAGCUCUACUCGAAAUAAUAAUAGCAGCAGCAACUCCAGUCACAGUAGUAGUGGAACUAAUAACAGUAGCAACAGCAGCAACAGCAGCAACAGCAACAACAACAGUAAUAACAGCAAUAAUACUAAUAUCCAAGGGGGUAGUAGCCGCAGUAUCAGGGCCAGUGGUAACAGCAAUGAAUCCACCAGAACUGGUGCUGGUGAGGUUUCAUUUGACGAGGAGCACGAUACACUUGGCGAUAUAGAAGUGGAUGGAAACGAGUAUUCCAGUGAUGACAAGAGCAAACACAGACACAAAUCGGGCUCAGCAUCUCCUGUGGCCGACUCAGGAGCCUCUUUUGACGCUCCACCACCCGGAACACCAUACGUGCUUGUGCGACGAAGCGACGACCAGAAGAUCCGAAACCGCGGUAUUCUCCAGGCACGAAUCAACCGAAAGCUGAAAAAGACCGGUGUGGUUGCCAUUGAACGCAAAAUCGAUAACCGCAAAGAAGUCCGAGUCUACCUCGUCGACCCUGUCGACACCUUCGACGACAGCUUCUCGCAAUGGCUGUACAUCAUUCCCAACCACGUUGACGUCAUCACAGCCUCGACCUGGAUCGAAGAACACGUACACCUCCCCACCGACCUCGCCAUGCCCGAAAUCCGCCAAACCAUCGAAUCCGCUCUCAACAUCCGACUCGCGACCGACCCUCGACCCUCCGACAACUCCUCUGAAUCGCAAAAAGGCAGCACUUUCCUCGCUUUCCGGUCCACAACGGACCGCGACCUCGCUCUUGCCAACCUCCCCACCCUCUUCAACACCACCCCAUCUGUAUAA
Messenger RNA from Sugiyamaella lignohabitans, 1647 nucleotides. RefSeq lists its product as uncharacterized. The transcript has a single exon. The record is from RefSeq and is a predicted model, not a curated record. Lineage: Eukaryota; Fungi; Ascomycota; Dipodascomycetes; Dipodascales; Trichomonascaceae. Bases 1 to 1647 code for a protein of 548 amino acids.